This is a messenger RNA of Rhizoctonia solani, 3750 nucleotides long. Its product is annotated as CHAT domain protein. The record is from RefSeq and is a predicted model, not a curated record. Bases 1 to 3750 code for a protein of 1249 amino acids. Lineage: Eukaryota; Fungi; Basidiomycota; Agaricomycetes; Cantharellales; Ceratobasidiaceae. The transcript has 4 exons.
AUGAGUAAAGAAGAGAGAAAUCGAUUAUUUGAAUCCGGCAUAGCUGCACUUAGUCAAGCCAAAUCGAGUUCCGACCCCACAAACUACGCGAGCCUAAUAGCUGAGGCUAAGCGUGACCUAGACCAAGCUGUGGAUUUAACCGAAAGGGAUGAUCCCAACUUUGCAAACUAUGUACAUAUCUGGGCCUCGACACAUGCUUUGUGUAUCGCAUUUGUCGAUUAUUCAGCCGAGCUGGACUCAUACCUUGCUUCAUCUCCGCUUGUCGAAAACCUGAACAACUGGUUCCGCGAGUGCCCUGGACAGAUUGUAAAUAAGUUUAGUAUUGAAGAGCAAGAGUUGGAAGAUUUUUGGGCGGGUGUAACUGAGAUCCAGGACGAACGCUACUCGUCGCUAGAUAUUCCGGCCUUAAUUUCACCCGGGGCACUGGCGGUAUCGGUUGACGUCUUUGGUGAAGCAAUCUCACAUUCGGGCAGCAACACUAUACACAUUUGGAGCUUAUGCCGCUCAAUAGCACUUUACUUGAGAAUGGAUUUAUACAACCCAAGUGAAAUAUCUCUCUCCAUUUCUUCCUUUACAAAAGCAACGGCACUCAAAGACACAAACGAAGGCUCUCCCGACGAUACAGACCCCUUCCUGUUAAAAACUGUUGAACUGAUGUUCAAUAAUCCCCAAAACGAUUUUCGAUAUGACUCUCUCCGAAGCCUGGCAGCAUUUUAUGCACAGAGGCAAUUAACGACGUUCAACGAAUUGUGGAGUUCUUACCAAUCAGACGGCACUUCCACCAACCUCGACGAUGCUAUAUCAGCCUCGUUUGAAGGAAUCCUUUGGACUCGAGACGCGGGCAUACCCGAUAAUAUUCGGUUCGAACUUGUGUUUGGCUAUGCGGGUGCAGCGUACGAGAGGUUUAAUUUCUCCCAAAACACGGAGGACCUUGAAAAUCCUGUCCAACUCCUUCAAGAAGUCCCGUUUUAUGUGGGAAUAGAUAAAGAACAGAUGGCGGCAGCUAAACAACUCCAAGCCCUAAUGUUGGCAGAUCUUGCCUAUAUCCUAUCCGAAAGUCGUGAAGUGGAAGACUGGGUAAAGGCUGUCACGUUCUGGAAGCAAAGUGUGUUGGUGACCGAACCGGAUACUCCAGACCUUUCUAAGCGCCUAUUUGAACUUGGCAACUUGGCAUUCAAAAUAUGCAAGACAUCUGAAGACUGGAAAGCUGAGUAUUUCUCUGAGGCCUGCGAUGCUUAUGAGAGGGCAUCUAUUACUGCGACCGACGCCCCUUUCGCUGCCGAGAUUCACUUUGAGCGUGCCUCUAUUUUCUACUAUCGUUUUCUCGAGACACUCACACGAAAAGAUCUCGAUCUUAGCAUGAAAUUCGGUACCAAAGCAUGCGAUCUGGUCCGUCAAACGCCUUUUCCAGGCCUGAAAGACGCACAUUGGAGCGGCAUUUACACACACUGUAGCAAACUAAUAAGAUCGGUCCAAGAGAAUAUCAAGGGGGAUGACAGAGAUAUUACCGAAAAGCUAGAAGAAGUAGUCGAACUCUUAGAGCUCAUUAUUCCAUAUCCCCACACCAACCGUCUUUUUGCUAUCAACCGCUUGGGACUCACAUACACCCUACUGGCCCGCAUACAACGCCGUGCAGGCCAAUCUAUCGCAUUCUGCCGAAAUUAUCUUGAAAAGGCAUUAGAACUUCAUGAAUCCACAAUCAAAGAAACACCAAGCGAGAGCGAUUUUAUAUAUGUUCGAUACAAUCUAGUUGGUUCGACAUACUACCAACUGUACGAUCUAACAACAACCGAUGAUCCACUCCAUUCAAGCUAUCUCAACUUAUCCAUUGAUAACUUCCGAUUGGCAUAUCCGCCGGGUAAUCUAAACCUCAACUACGCCAUGAAGCUUGCUAAAGCCCUUGAGGAUCGUUAUAAAUUAUCCAAGGAACGCUCGGACUUGGAUGAAUGUGUAGACGUACUCUGUCCAGACCAAGCCAAGCCUCAAUUCGGACACUCAAAAGUUUUUCUCGAUGCUGCCACCCUACUUGUGAGGAUUUGCCAUGAUUAUAACUUGCAUGAAAUAGUGUUGGAGGGAUACAAGCGAGUCUUCGUAGCUCUACGAAAAAUGAUUCGGCUAGGGCUCUCAUCGACUGAACGACAAGAUGCUAUUGUAUACUCUGUUGGAUACGCCUGCGAUGCUGCUGCUUCUGCUCUGGAACAAGGUCAAGUUAACGUUGCUGUAGAGCUACUCGAAGAGGGCAGAAACCUAUUCUUUUCUCAGUUGCUUCCUAUCCAAAUGGACACUACCUCGAUUAAACUUCAAGAUCCAGAUUUAGCCUCAUAUCUUGAUGAGACGAUAGAUAAGAUUAAACAGUAUUAUCGAGCCACUGAUGCUGCCAGCUACCGGCCAAACCAAGUGGAUUACGAGGGUGGAUUUGCCGAUGAUAUAGAAGAAAUUAGUCGGGAUUACACUCCAGAGAGUAUGAAGUUGCUUCGUUAUGGGAGCGAGCUGGAAAGAUGGCUGGGAAUCGUCCGCAAGCUACCCGGACACGAGCAUUUUAUGAGCUUGAGCCCGUUCUCGCACCUAAGGCAAGCUGCUAGCGUGUGUCCCAUAGUUUACAUCAGCGUUAGCCGCUUUCGCUGUGAUGCCCUGGUAAUCGGCAGCGAGAAACAGGAUGUGCUUAUAGUCCCCCUUCCCACUACAUUCGAAAAGGUACUUGCUUUAUCUCAGACCAUGCGUCGGAAUAUAUUCCAGCAAGGACGAGGAGUUCGUGACGACACUCCCGAAGACGGCACCCGAGCAAUGGUCCAGAGGCGCACCAGAGGAUUAACCCCAACACAAGAAAUACAAGGUGUCUUGCGUCAAUUAUGGACUACAAUUGUGCAACCAGUGCUAUUAGCUCUAGACUACCUGAGUUCGGGCAAUACGCCCUCGGAUAUCCUCCCACGUCUAUGUUGGUGCCCUAGUGGCCCUUCAGCUACCUUUUUGCCACUUCAUGCCGCAGGAGACUAUGCACGGGGGCCAGAGCAUUGCGCUAUGACCCAUGUUGUCUCCACAUACAUACCGACCAUUUCGUCUCUUCUUCAUGGUUUAGAGCGCAAACCACACAGCAAUUCACAAGAUGCCCAUAUGUUAUUAAUCUCACAACCGGCUUCGCCACCUAACUUGCCACUGCCAGGAGUGAUAGUAGAGAGGGACCGGAUAUUAGCCACGUUCGAAGAAAUUAAAGGCUCUGGCAAUAUUACAUCUCUACACGACAAAGCGGGUCUUGUAGAAGAGGUUGUGAAGCAAUUGCCAUCGCACGAGAUGUUGCACCUUGCUUGCCAUGGUAUUCAGGAUACCUUUAAUCCUUUGGAUAGCAGCGUGGUUCUUCAUGACGGAAACCUGACUAUUCGAGAAAUUAUUCAGACUCCACUGCCAAAAGCGGAGUUGGUGUACUUGUCGGCGUGCCAGACAGCAACCGGGAGCAUUAAAACACCCGACGAAUCGUUUAGUCUCGCAGGGAGCUUCAUGUUUGCUGGCUAUAGAGGUGCCGUAGCCACUAUGUGGUCUAUCAAUGACCAAGACGGGUGCGACGUAGCCACUUCAUUCUACAGACGUAUACUACAAAGCGAUGGAGAUCCUGUCUCCAAUUCAGCCCUUGCUUUGCACUGUGCAGUCCAAGAAUUACGAGGAGCCAAUCCAGAAAUUGACCCUAUAAGAUGGAUUCCCUUUGUAUAUUUUGGUGUCCCAGGACCGAUUGGUGACAGCUCAGACAAUGCCGUUUAA